CAUAGCAAUAAUAAACCGCAAUACACAAAACAACACUUCAACAACACACAUUAGUGUGUGUAGUUGCAGAUCUCCAAACUGUUCAAACACUCUUUCACAGUUUCCUUCAGAAACAAACCCUAAAAAUGGAAGAAAAGCACAAUUCACCGGCAACCGCCGGUGAACAACCACCACCGUCGUCAUCGGAGGCACCACCGUCACGGCGAAGAGGCGGAUUGAAACGGAAAGCGUCAAAUCUCCACAACAACAACGCAUCGACACCUCCGCCACCGUCCUCGAAGCGUCAAACGCGAGAGAAACCGUCGCCGGUGUUGUUUUCUCCGAUCCACAACGGUCCGUUGACUAGAGCGAGGUUACAGCCUAAUUACGGUGAUACGUCGACGUUUUGGGAGGCGGUGGCGGUGAAUGAAGGGGAAGGUGCAGUGGCGGCGGCGGCGACGAUGGCGGCGAAGGUGGAGGAGGAGUUGAGUGCGAGGAGAGAGGCGUGGGAGGCGUUGGAGGCGAAGGUUGAAGCGGAGUAUGGUGUUGUGAAGUCUCGUGGUGAUAGUGUUCAUGUUGUACCUGUUUCUGCUGGUUGGUUUUCAUGGACAGAAAUUCAUCCAUUGGAGGAGAAAGCAUUGCCGUCUUUCUUCAACGGAAAGCUGGAGAAUCGGACUCGUGAAAUUUACUUGGAAAUUCGUAACUCAGUUGUGAAAAAAUUUCAUGAAAAUCCCAAAACUCAAAUAGAGGAAAAAGAUCUUUCCGAAAUACCAGUUGGAGAAUUGGAUGCUAAAAAGGAAGUGAUGGAUUUUUUGGACUAUUGGGGGUUGAUUAAUUACCAUCCACUCCCUGAGACAGAUGUUGUUAACUCAGUGGGUGAUACUGAAGAAGCUGCAAAAGUAAAUUCACUGAUACAGAAACUGUAUGAGUUUGAUGUGGAACAAUCGUGCUCCCCCGCUGUACCCCGGAGUAGCUUUGCAACACCUGCGGUUCCGUACCGGUUGCCCGAGUCCAUACCGGUUGAUGACUCAGCACAGCCCGAGGGACCAUCUGUUGAGUAUCACUGCAAUUCAUGUGCAGCUGAUUGUUCUCGUAAGCGUUACCACUGUCAGAAGCAGGCAGAUUUUGACUUAUGUACUGAAUGCUUCAACGAAGGCAAGUUUGACUCUGAUAUGGCCCCAUCGGAUUUCAUUCUCAUGGAGCCUGGUGAUGCUGCUGGUGCAAGUAGCGGAACCUGGACCGAUCAAGAAACACUACUUCUUCUUGAAGCUUUGCAACUCUUCAGUGAAAACUGGAACGAGAUUGCUGAACAUGUUGCCACAAAAACCAAAGCUCAAUGUAUUCUGCAUUUUCUUCAAAUGCCGAUUGAAGACACUUUUCGGGAUUGUGAUGAUGAUGAUGAGAAGAAAGAUACAAAAAGUGUUGAUGAUAAUGGUGAGAAGAAAGAUGCAAAAAGCUCUGAUGAAAAUGACGAGAAGAAAGAUGCAAAAAGUUCUGAUGAAAACAACGAGAAGAAAGAAGUUGGUCAAAGUCAACAGGAAAAUGACGACAAAAUGGAAGUAGAUAAGGAGAACGGUGAUUCACAAGAUACGAAAGAAACCAAGGAUCUGAAGGCUGAUAAUGAUCAACCAGGUUCCGGUCCAAUGGAGAUCUCGGAAUCGGUAGAUGAUGAUAAAAUGAAAGAUGAUAUUCAGGAAAAUGGUGUGAAUAUUGCAGUGAAAGCACUAAGAGAAGCAUUUGAUGCCGUGGGGUCCGUUUCGUCUCUUGAUGAGAAACUUUGCUUUGCUGAUGCUGGUAACCCUGUCAUGGCAAUGGCAGCGUUUUUGACUCGGUUGGUGAAACCUAAUAUUGCGACUGCUACAGCCCGUACGUCUAUGAAAUCUGUGUCGGGCUUGCAGCUGUCUGAAAGGCAUUCGUUUCUUCUAGAAGACCCGGCUGAUGAAACAACAAAAGCAGAUGACACAGAUAGAGAUGUGCAAAAAGUGGUGGAGCAAGAAGUCUCGAAAGAGAAGACCGAUUCUUGCGAUAAGCAGGAAGAUGAAAGGGAAGGUACAAAAGUAACUGAAAACGAGAACAAAACGGAAAAACAGUCGGUUUCUAAUGAGAAAAAAGAUGUGGUUACAGCAGAAGUGACAGUUUCUAAAAAAGGAAGCAAAGCUGGCACACGAAGAAAGGGGGGUGCUUCAAAGAAAGACAAAGAUCCAGCAACUGAGAAACCGCCUGUUAUUGAAGAAACAAAUAAGCAAACUGAUAAAGUGGAGAAUAAUUCUUCAGAUUCUAAAAAGGAAACCGAAGAUCCUGCUGAUGGUGGGACAGAGUUAGGGUUAGUGGUCUCUGAGUCUACUGAAGCUCCAAAAGACGAGGAGAUGGCAGAAAAGACAGAAUCUCCCCCGUCUACUUUGGCUAACAACACGCCGAGUUCAGGGGACACAGGAGCAAAAGACUCGAAAGACGUGAACGAAAAACCUCCAGACACUAAAGAUGACCCGGUUACGCACAAAUUGACACGUGCAGCUGUUGCUGCCAUCUCAGCUGCUGCAGUUAAGGCUAAAUUCUUAGCAGACCAGGAAGAAGACCAGAUUCGACAGCUGGCCACAUCGUUGGUAGAAAAGCAGCUGCACAAGUUGGAGACAAAGUUGACUUUCUUUACUGAGAUGGAUGGUGUGGUAUCAAGGGCCCGCGAACAAUUAGAAAGGUCAAAACGGGGACUUUACCAUGAACGGGCCCAGAUAAUCGCAGCCCGUUUGGGCAUGUCGGGUGCUGCUUCCUCUAGGCCCAUGGCACAUCCCGGACAAAGGCCUCCAAAUCCUAUGGGAAUGACCCCUCAAAGACCACCACUUUCGAGACCCAUGAUGGGACCCGGACCCACACCUCCGUUUUCUAACGCAAUGGGGCCCACGUCAGUUGCGGGAAACCCUGCUCAGAUUUCAAACAAUCAAGCAAUGAAGUAGUUGGGCCUGCAGAUAAUGAGUAGGUGUGGUGGGUGCGUGUUAUUUAGUUACAAGGAUAACCUAGGGUUCAUUUGUACUUGAUUAUUAUCUUCUUCAGGUGUGAUGGGUAGGUAUUGUAUGUUGUAUGGCUGCAUACACUUUUUAAAUUUUAGAGUUGUCUUGUUUAUAUAUUUAUAAAUUUAGCCAGCUAAUAAACUGAAGAAAAGAAUUUCAUA
This is a messenger RNA of Helianthus annuus (common sunflower), 3145 nucleotides long. RefSeq names its product SWI/SNF complex subunit SWI3D. Gene Ontology annotation, molecular function: zinc ion binding; protein binding. Bases 126 to 2930 code for a protein of 934 amino acids. The transcript is spliced from 7 exons. Lineage: Eukaryota; Viridiplantae; Streptophyta; Magnoliopsida; Asterales; Asteraceae. The record is from RefSeq and is a predicted model, not a curated record.